Messenger RNA from Aptenodytes forsteri (emperor penguin), 930 nucleotides. RefSeq names its product aquaporin 10 (gene AQP10). NCBI's taxonomy places the organism in Eukaryota, Metazoa, Chordata, Aves, Sphenisciformes, Spheniscidae. Gene Ontology annotation, molecular function: urea transmembrane transporter activity; glycerol channel activity; water channel activity. Gene Ontology annotation, cellular component: plasma membrane; basolateral plasma membrane. The record is from RefSeq and is a predicted model, not a curated record. The transcript has 6 exons. The coding region runs from base 1 to 930 and encodes 309 amino acids. Gene Ontology annotation, biological process: water transport; glycerol transmembrane transport.
AUGGGCACCGCUUCCUUCUUGAAGAGGGCCCAGGCUCUGCUCCGCAUCCGGAACCAGCUGGUGCGGGAGUGCCUGGCUGAGCUGCUGGCUGUCUUCGUGCUUAUUCUGAUCACCCUGAGCGGCUCGGCACAGAUGGUCACCAGCUCCGGGGCAAAGGGGGACAUCGUCACCGCCUACCUGGCAGGCGCCCUGGCCAUCAUGGUGGCCAUCCACACGGCAGGAGGAGUCUCUGGGGCCCACCUGAACCCGGCGUUCUCCUUUACCAUGUGCCUGCUGGAGCAGUUUCCCUGGUGGAAGUUUCCCAUCUUCAUGGCCGUGCAGAUCUUGGGAGCUUUUAUCUCCGCCGGAGCUGUCUACGUCCUCUACUACGAUGCCAUCUGGCACUACAGCAAUGGGACCCCCACCACCUCCGGCCCCCGGGAAACCGCCUCCAUCUUUGCCACCUACCCCGCUGACUACCUCUCCCUCUCCAACGGCUUCUUGGACCAGGUGAUAGGCACAGCGCUGCUGAUCAUGGGCAUCCUGGCCAUGCUGGACACCCGCAACAAGAGUGUCCCCAAGGGCCUCGAGCCGGUGGCCAUGGCCCUGCUGGUGUUCUGCAUCGAGAUCUCCAUGGGCUCCAACUGCAGCUGCCCCCUGAACCCCGCGCGGGAUUUUGGGCCCCGGCUCUUCACCUACGUGGCGGGUUGGGGCGCGGAGGUCUUCAGCAGGGGCAAUGGGUGGUGGUGGGUGCCGGUGGUGGCACCGCUGCUGGGGGCCACUGUGGGCUCGGCCCUGUACCAGCUCCUCGUGGCUUUCCACCACCCGGAGGAGAGUGACCCCCAAGCUGAGCAGAACUCCCUGGUCCUCGUCAGCGCCGCCAUCCCCCCAGACACCAAGAUAUCACCGGGGGAGAAGGAUGCCGGGGGGAUGCUGCCCCAGAAGAAUUGA